This is a messenger RNA of Anoplopoma fimbria (sablefish), 5139 nucleotides long. It is a transcript of the gene svild, whose product is annotated as supervillin d. Lineage: Eukaryota; Metazoa; Chordata; Actinopteri; Perciformes; Anoplopomatidae. Gene Ontology annotation, biological process: barbed-end actin filament capping; actin filament severing; actin polymerization or depolymerization. Gene Ontology annotation, cellular component: actin cytoskeleton; cytoplasm. The record is from RefSeq and is a predicted model, not a curated record. Gene Ontology annotation, molecular function: phosphatidylinositol-4,5-bisphosphate binding; actin filament binding.
CUAAAUGAACUUGAACAGCACUGGGAUGAUUUUAACGGAGUGAGACACUGCUGUCAAGGGAGAUCUACAAGAAAGCAGGUCCACGUAUCUGGUUAAGGACGACUGAAGCAGCAACCUGGAAUCUUCUAACCUGCGUUUCGAACCCCUGAACUGAAUUGAACUUCAAAAAUGGAUGGAAUAGACACCUUGCAGAGUUCGGCCCCAGAGACCAAGGCUGAGCGGAUUGCUCGAUACAAGGCAGAGAGGAGGAGGGAGCUCGCCGAGCGCUAUGGCAACACAGACGAAUUCACCUCCAAAUACGUCCGUAGGGACAGGAAAAUUGGAGAUACGUCCGAAACGGUGUCUUCAGAACCCAAAGAGAAGGAAAAAUAUGAGGAUAAUGGAUCAGAGCAAACUUAUACCAGGAGGGGCUUCAGGAACAAAGUAGUAGAACCUGUGGAGGAGCAGACUCACCAUGAGCCCGCUGACCUCAAAUCAGACACUAUUCUAUCCUCCAAAUCCGAAGCCGUCUCCUCCGUAAAGGUGUCCUCUCAUCUGAGUCUGCUGGAAACCGAUACUACAGAGGAGCCAAAGGUUGACGAGAAGCCUGUGGACUCAGCCAAGAGGACUUCCAAGAUGUCUCUUUUUAAGGACCAGGAGGGGUCUGAGGAUGGAAGCAGUGGCCGACGGGCCGACGACAGGGUGAAGAGUCAGCUGAUGAGCAGCGACGAAGAGGAGUCCUCCACCAGCCCUCCCAAAACUGAAAGCAAGUUAAUGGAAGAGAAGGAAGCCAUAGACGAGCCUGCGUGGAAGGAGCAGCAUGAAAAUGCUUCCACUGUGGAAGAAAAGCCUUCCAGUCUCCUCUCCGACAGAGCUCUCCCCCUCAGCAAGAACAGAGACUCGUCCCCCCCCUCUCCUCCCUGCCAGCUCGCCUCGCUGCAGCGCCAAGACUCUGGGUCUCGUGGCAUCAAGGGAAUCCUAAAGAAAAGCCGAUCCACAAGCAUGGAGUCGGACCACAGCGAGGGCUCGGCGCCGGAUUGCGCCACAGCCCGACAAACCAGUGUCACCCUCAGCCACCCCGAGAGCGAGGAGGAGGAGGAGGAGGAGGAGGAGGAGAAGGAGGAGGAGGAGAAAGAAGAAGAGGAGGAGGAGGAGGAGGAGGAGAUUGAGGAGGAGGAGGAGGAGAUUGAGGAAGAGGAGAUUGAGGAAGAGGUCAAUGGGGAAAACGACAGAGAGGAUGAGUCAUUGACAGAUGACAUCACAGAUGCAGGGUGCUUCAGCAUCGACAGACAGCAGGAAGAGGGAAGCAGCAGUGGAGGGAGCUUUGAGGAGAUGCGGAGUCCCUCGCCUGACGAGAGCCUGGAGAAAACAUCCACAGUGUCGGAGGAUGUGGAGGACCUCGAGAGCAGUUUGGAUGGAAGCCAGGGCUCCUCACUCAAACAGAGACUGGCGGAGUUCAGUAGUGAAGGGGAGAAGAAGGAUAGACUGAAGAAGUCCAAACCAUCCGAGUCGAUCCGCACGUCACUGGCCGGCUUCGGCCAGCUCCAAGAUGCUGAAAAUGCCUGGCAGAAAAAGAAAUCCAAUGUAGAUUUGGGGCCUAAGAUGUCACUGGCAGACCGGAUGAAGGUGCUUAAAGACAAGGAGGAGCAGUGGAAGAGCAGAGGCAAAGGAGCAGCCAACGACUCGGUCCAGUUCACUGUGGCUGGGCGCAUGGCCAAGAAAGGUCUUGUGACAGACACCGGAAAGGAAGAGUUACCUCCUAUCUCCCUCAAGAAGUCUAAUGCCACGCCUGUGAAGCCACUUGAAGAAAUAUCCAGUAGAACUGAUGUCAAGGUGGAAGGAGAUAAAAGGCUCGACAAGCUCGAGUCUUUCCUCGACAAGCUCCACAACAAAGGUGUGAGCAAAAGCAGGACUUCCACCGUGGAGGUGACGGCAGAGACGGAAAAAGAAGUGAUGACCUUGGAUGAUGAUGAGACGUUUGGCAAUUUCUACAAAUCUAUGUCACCAUCCACACUCCAUGACUCCAGUUUGGUUUUGACGGAGGAGGACUUUAGCCUGAUUCAGGCCGACUCACCAAAACUCACCUCAGCUGUAGCAGAACACAAGCGAGCAGUACGACCAAACAGAAGGAACCAGGGCUCCAGGAAUCCUCUUCGGGCUCUGGCCGCCCGCAACGACAUCCGCCAGGUCUACACUGAGCAGAGGCUUAACGUGGCCUCACUGGAGACCAAGAGGAUCCAAGUGGAGAGGAUGGCAAAACACUCCAAAACAAACCUGGCUGAUGUGGCGUUGGCCGGCCUCGCAAGCAAGGAGAACUUCCGCAAGGUCAACCUGCGCAGCGUGAAAUCCACCGAUGUUGUGACCAACAACAGCACGCUGCCUUUCAACAAGCUCAUGCUCAUUCGCAUCAAAGGUCGGAGGCACGUCCAGGUGCGCCUGGUGGAGCCAACAGCCCACUCUUUAAACAGCGGCGACUGCUUCCUCCUCAUAACACCGAAGCACUGCUAUAUGUGGAGCGGAGAGUUUGCCAACGUGAUCGAGAAAGCGAAGGCGUCGGAGAUGGCAGCGUAUGUCCAGGCCAAGAGGGACCUCGGCUGUAAGGCCUCCCAGGUGACGGUGCUGGAGGAGGGCAUCAACACUGACAGCAGAUGGGCCAAAGAGUUCUGGAGCCUGCUGGGAGAAACCCAGUACAGAGGGGCCGGGGAGCCAGAGGAGGAUGAACUGUAUGAAUGCGGUGUCUUGGACUCUAAUGGGGUGUACAGACUCCACGGAGAGAAACUGGUGCCUCAUGAAGAAGCCUGGGCCUCCAUUCCAAGUGUCACCUUGCUCGACUCUAAAGAGGUCUUAGUGUUUGACUUUGGCGGCGAAGUGUACGUAUGGCACGGGAAAGACGUGCCUCUGGGUGACAGAAAAGUUGCAGUGAAACUGGGCAAACAGCUUUACAGCGGCAGCUUCGACUACAGCAGCUGCAGGGUCAACCCUCUAGAUGCCUCCUUCGCAAAUUCGGAUGUGCCUCAGCAGGGGGAAGGUCGUCCGAGCUGGACUCUGUUUGGCCGGCUGUCAGAGCACAAUGAGACCGCCCUGUUCAGAGAGAAGUUCCUGGAUUGGGCCGAGAGGAAGAAGGAGGAAGCGGCACAAGCAGAUGAAAUCAAGAGCCCAGUCCACUCCAUUGAACGCCCCUCACUGGACUUGGAACUGCAGCCGUGUGACGCCAAGGCCCUGCUUAACAACGAGCCGCAGCCCGUGAAGACGGCUCUGGAGGGCGUGAACGUCCAGCGGGGCCACGGCCUGGUGAGGGCGGAUGACGGGCGGCAGGCGGAGCUGGCUACGGUCGCUGUAGACGCCUGGCACAUCAAAGAGCACGGGGAGGAGGAGCUGCCUGUUGAGAGCGUGGGCCAACUGCACGAGUGUGACACCUACAUCAUCCGCUGGAAGUACUCCAUCACCACACUGGUGGGUAAGCGACAGAAACCCGGGGAGCUAAGUGCCGGUGCUCCGGGGAGAGAGAGGACUGCCUGUUUUUUCUGGCAAGGCAGACACUCCAGCAUCAGCGAGAAAGGAACAUCUGCUUUGAUGACAGUGGAGCUGGGCAGCCACAGGGGGUCACAAGUGUUGGUCAGUGAGGGAAAAGAGCCUCCGUGCUUCCUGCAGCUCUUCCAGGGAGGUUUGAUCAUCCACAAGGGCAGUAGAGAAGAUAAUGCCAACCACACAGCUGGCUGGCGGUUGUUCUGUGUCCGUGGUGAGGCAGAGGUGGAGGCCUCACUGGUGGAGGUAGAUUGCCAGCAUGCCAGUCUGCGCUCUCGAGCUAGCCUGGUGCUUCUUAAUGCUCAGAAUGGCGUUCUCUACUUGUGGCACGGCUGUAAAGCACAUGCGGGGGCCAGGCAGGUGUCAAAAAGAGCUGCGGACAAAAUAACCCAGAGGUAUCCCUCAGAGUUGGGUCUGAGCAGCACCAGCAGCUUGAAUGUUGAGGAGGUGGAGGAAGGAUCUGAACCCGCGGAGUUCAAAAAGGCUCUGGGCCCGCAGGAAAAGAAGGCCUACGACUGUAUGCUGCAAGAUCCAGGGAAGUACAACUUCACACCGCGGCUGUUCCGGCUGAGCGCCAGCUCCGGGGUGUUCGAAGGGGAGGAGCGGCUGUAUCCAGCCAGAGUGACGGAGGGAGUCAUGGCGAUGCCCUUCCUGCAGGAGAACCUCUACUCCGCACAUCAGCCAGCCCUGUUCCUGCUGGAUAACCGUAUGGAGGUGUACCUGUGGCAGGGCUGGCAGCCUGACGACACAGAGUGCACCGGCUCUGCAAAGAUCCGCUGGAACAGCGAGAGGAAGUGUGCCAUGGAGACUGUGCUGCAGUACUGCAAAGAGAAGAACCCUCGGCGCCCCCCUCUGGCAUAUCUGGUCCUAGCAGGUUGUGAACCUCUCACCUUCACCAACAUCUUCCCAUACUGGGAGAAGGACACCAGUAUCACUUCAAAGACGGAGAGCCCCAAGAACAAGGUGAUGUUAGUAAAGGAUGCACUGUCUCAGCUCAGUAAGCAGCAGUACUCCAUCGAGGAGCUGACCAGCAAAUCGCUACCAGAGGGAGUGGACCCUCUACGGCUGGAGGAUUACCUGUCCGACCCGGACUUCAAGACACUUCUGGAGAUGAGUCGAGUUGAGUUCAACGCACUGCCAAACUGGAAGCAAAAGAAUCUGAAGAAAAGCAAGGGCCUGUUUUAAAAAACACAUCUUUUUGUACACAAAUCUGCCUGUUUUUUUUUUUUUUUUUGUUCUCAGCAGCUUUUCUUACAUUUGAGAGAAAAUGAUGUCCUCAUUUUGUAAAGUAUAAGAUCAGCAAAUAUACAAUUUUGUUGAAAUAUUGAUCUAUUUUGAAUAACUUCCAAAACAAAUUGCCAAUCAUUAUGUGCAAUUGCUAAUCUUUUUGAUAGCAAGAUGUUUUCCUUGUAUGGUAAAAAAUAGUUACCCUUGCAUUAUAAAUAUGUAAUAUACUAUUAAUGAAUGUGUUUUUAUGUAUGACACCAUACUGUGUCAAUUUUCAUGUGAAACUGCGUUUGUAUGAGAAUUGCCUGUGGUGUUAAAACUGAGGGAGUAGUUCAUUGAUUUUUAUAUUUCAUGGGAAAAGAAAGCUCUGUGUAAUGGGAUUUAAUCCUUCAGCAAAAAUAUUGACAA